AUGAGCGCCAGAACACGACGACAAAAGGCGGCCCUCGCUGCCCAGGGGGACGAGAGCGAAGAGUCGGCAAACGGCAAUGGCAACGUGUCCACCCCGUCGAAGCGGACGCCCUCCAAAAAACGGAGCAAAUCCAAGUUGAGCGACGAACCUAAGGAGAACGUCUUCCUCUUCGCCCCGAAUCUCAUCGGAUAUUCCCGUAUCGUUCUCGCCAUCGCCUCCCUCUACUACAUGCCCCUCCACCCGCGCACCUGCUCCCUUCUUUACAGCGUGUCAUGUCUGCUGGAUGCGUUGGAUGGUUACGCAGCUCGGUACUUCAACCAGUCGACCACUUUCGGCGCAGUACUGGACAUGGUGACUGAUCGCUGCACCACCGCAUGCCUGCUGGUUUUCUUGAGUUCGGCGUGGCCUCGCUGGGCCAUCGUCUUCCAGAGCUUGAUCUGCCUGGACAUGGCCAGUCACUAUAUGCACAUGUAUGCUACCCUGAGCAUGGGUGGCUCCAACAUGAGCCACAAGAAGUCGAUUGAUUCCGAGCGAAGCUGGAUUCUCUACCAGUACUAUCACAGCAAGACUGUUCUGUUCAUCUGCUGCGCCCUCAACGAGCUCUUCUUCAUCGGGCUCUAUCUCCUUUCGUUCUCUUCGCCGAGACUGUCGCCCUCGCUGCUCCAGCCCGUGCCCGAUGCUCAGCCGUCCUCUGUGCAGCCCGGCUCUCCCGCCAAUCCCGCGCUGAGCGGUAUCUUCGCCAGCCCUUGGAGCGCAGGUGCCCUCGAGAUGGCGCGUGCGAACAAGAUCGACAGCACCUUCCCUUGGAUCAUCACUAUUGUUUCGCUGCCCGUCAUGGCUUUCAAGCAGUAUGUCAAUGUCGUCCAGCUGGUCAAUGCCAGCCGAUGGCUCGCAGAGGGAGACCUCGAAGCCCGACGCGCCAACAGUAAGAAAUAA
Molecule: messenger RNA, 936 nt
Organism: Penicillium argentinense
Lineage: Eukaryota; Fungi; Ascomycota; Eurotiomycetes; Eurotiales; Aspergillaceae
Product: CDP-diacylglycerol--inositol 3-phosphatidyltransferase
Exons: 3
Coding region: 1-936 (311 amino acids)
Biological process (GO): phosphatidylinositol biosynthetic process
Cellular component (GO): Golgi apparatus; membrane
Molecular function (GO): CDP-diacylglycerol-inositol 3-phosphatidyltransferase activity
Source: RefSeq, a predicted model, not a curated record